CCCUCUCUUUUUGUUCAGGACAGCACUGUGUGUUGCCCACAGUGACAGUAAUGAGGGUUCUUUAACAAAUCAACUUAAGUCACAGACAGAAGGAUCUCACCUGUAGACUCUACAGUACCUGCAUUUCCCCUCACUAAAUAUUUUAAGCAUCACCUGUGGGAGAAGUUUUGGUUCUUUGGAAUUCCCAAAGUGUCUGUGCGACAUCAUGUCUGUGGUCAAAAUCCUGUGCUGUUUGCUGUUAAUGUUUCACCUCAGUGAGGGGAAGAAAAUCAAGGGACACAGAGCAGUGGACGCAGAGCAGAGGGUCGUCCUAAAGGAGAAAAAGCCGUAUGUCAUCAGUUCUGUCUUCAAGAUGUUUUCAGAAGGUGAGGACAACUGCACACUGGACCCUCUGCAGCUGCACACUCUCACCUCCUGUGGCUUCAACAGCAGUAAUCCCCUCAUCAUCAUCACUCACGGGUGGUCGGUGGAUGGUAUGAUGGAGAGCUGGAUGCCCCGGAUGGCCACAGCCCUGAAGGCAAAUCUCAUAGACGUCAACGUGGUGAUUACUGACUGGCUGUCCCUGGCUCACCAGCACUACCCUAAAGCUGCACACGCAACCCGCACCAUUGGCAAAGACAUAGCUCACCUGCUGCAGUCGCUUCAGGCACAUUACCAGUACCCAGUUAAAAAGGUUCAUUUGAUUGGCUACAGUCUUGGCGCUCACAUCUCUGGGUUUGCUGGAAGCUAUCUGGAGGGUUCGGAGAAGAUUGGAAGAAUCACUGGUCUUGAUCCAGCAGGGCCGCUGUUUGAAGGCAUGUCUCCCACAGACAGACUGUCUCCUGAUGAUGCUGAAUUUGUAGAUGCCAUUCACACCUUCACCCAGGAGCGUUUGGGCCUCAGUGUGGGCAUCAAGCAAGCUGUGGCACAUUAUGACUUUUACCCAAAUGGAGGAGACUUCCAACCAGGAUGUGACCUGCACAACAUUUACGAGCACGUAACCCAGUACGGGAUCCUUGGUUUGGAUCAGACAGUGAAAUGUGCUCAUGAGCGGUCCGUCCAUCUCUUCAUUGACUCUGUGCUGAAUAAAGACAAGCAGAGCAGGGCCUACAGGUGCACUGACAAGAGUGCUUUUAACAAAGGUGUGUGUCUGGACUGUCGGAAGAAUCGCUGCAACACGCUGGGCUACGAUAUCAAGAGGGUUCGCAGUGGCAACAGCAAGAGGCUCUACCUGAACACACGCCCUCGGAUGCCCUACAAGCUCUUUCAUUACCAGUUCAGGAUCCAGUUUGUUAACCAGACGGAGGCAAUGGAGCCCAUCCUCACCAUCUCCCUCACUGGAACAAAGGAGGAGAGUGAAGACCUCCCCAUUACCAUCACUGAAAAGAUUUUGGGUAAUAAGACCUACACCUUCCUGAUCACCCUGGACAGAGACUUAGGGGAUCUGAUGUUCCUCAACUUGCAGUGGGAGAGAUCAGAUGUGUGGAAGAACGUGUGGAACAAGAUGCAGAGCAUCUUUGUCUGGGGCAGCCAGCAAAGUAACCCACAGCUGACAGUGGGCAGGAUCAGCAUCAAAGCAGGCGAAACACAGGAGAGGACAUCUUUUUGUGCCAUGAACGAUGAUGGACAGCACAUGGAAGAGUUGGAGGAUAAAGUGUUUGUACGCUGUAAAGAAGACAAACCAAGACACCGCAGAAGGAAGCAGCACUGAUGCACUCAUGAACAGACUGAAGAUCUCUGAUGGAGGGGCUGGAGGUUCACAACUGGAUGCAACUCAGAAAGCUCCUCAAAGUGAGGCUGGGCAGAUUUGGGAAGUAAAUUAGAAAUCAUUAAUUAUCUGAAGAUGUGCCACAGAACAAAUAAGUGCUGAAAUUUAAUAGGAGAUUUUUUGUAACUGUGCAACUGAUGUAAACUGUGUUUACAAUUCACAGAAACCUGUUUAAGUUUGAUUUUGCGAUAAAGCUAUUAAUAAGUUAAGUAUUGCACAGUGCAUUUUUAAGAACCAGCCCAUAUUUACAUUUCUGUCUUCAUACAAAUGUUUUUCAAGUGUACAAAGAGAUGGAAAUUUGCCAAUUUAAACACUAAGUGAACAGUGAACAGUCAGGCGUUCAACGACCUUUUGAUGACGUUAAUUCCAAAGCAUGUUAAUGUAUUUUUUUCUAUGUGUGUCUUACUUGUACAUCAUUUAAAAACCUACAUUAAGUCUUACCAAUAACAUAAUAUAAAUACAUGUUAAUCAAACUCAAACCAAAGCAAUAAAUAUACACUUUUUCUUUUCUA
Molecule: messenger RNA, 2259 nt
Organism: Epinephelus moara (kelp grouper)
Lineage: Eukaryota; Metazoa; Chordata; Actinopteri; Perciformes; Serranidae
Gene: lipca
Product: lipase, hepatic a
Exons: 9
Coding region: 206-1690 (494 amino acids)
Biological process (GO): lipid metabolic process
Molecular function (GO): triacylglycerol lipase activity; apolipoprotein binding
Source: RefSeq, a predicted model, not a curated record